Molecule: messenger RNA, 4782 nt
Organism: Herpailurus yagouaroundi (jaguarundi)
Lineage: Eukaryota; Metazoa; Chordata; Mammalia; Carnivora; Felidae
Gene: ZFAT
Product: zinc finger and AT-hook domain containing
Exons: 17
Coding region: 223-4089 (1288 amino acids)
Biological process (GO): positive regulation of transcription by RNA polymerase II
Cellular component (GO): nucleus
Source: RefSeq, a predicted model, not a curated record
UGACGUCCGCUACGCCGGCGUCAGCGCCCCGUGAAGAGGAGGGCGAAGACUCCAUCCGCCAUGUUGGAUGCCGCAGAUUCGCCAUAACCUCGCCGGCUCUUUUCUUAAAAAAAUAAAAAUAAAAAGCGAAGCAUCAGCGGGGCGCCCCGCCUUCUCGGUCGGCGCGGGAGGGGGCCCGGAAGAGCCCGAGGCUUUUUUUUCCUCCGCGGUGGGGGCGUUGCCAUGGAGACGCGGGCGGCAGAGAACACGGCCAUCUUCAUGUGCAAAUGCUGUAACCUUUUCUCACCAAAUCAGUCGGAGCUCCUCUCCCACGUCUCCGAGAAGCACGCAGGAGAAGGGGUUAGUGCGGACGAGAUCAUCAUUCCCCUCAGGCCUCUGAGCACUCCUGAACCCACCAACCCACACAAAAGCGGAGAUGAGUUUUCAGUCAUGAAGAGGAAGAGAGGCAGGCCGAAGGGGUCCACGAAGAAGCCCAGCAGCGAGGAGGAGCUGGCAGAGAGCGUCGUCAGUCCGCAGGAGGGCAGUCCGCCGGCCCCAGAGGAGGGGAGCAGCCUGGCUCCGGGCAGCUUGGAGUGCGGCCAGUGCCGUCGAAAGUUCUCUAACCCGCGCCAGCUGAGGAAGCAUGUCUGCAUCAUCGUGCUGAACUGGGGUGAGGAGGACGGAGACGCAGGUGAUGAAUCUGACCUUGAACUGGAAAGGAAGUAUAAGGAGGAUGAUCGAGAAAAGACUCCAAGGAGGCCGCGGACACAGAGGACGGAGAAAGUCCAGAAGAUCUCCUCGGGAAAGGAGGCCGGGCAGGUUUCCGGAGUGAAGAAGCCCAUCAUAAGUGUGGUUUUAACGGCACACGAAGCUAUUCCAGGUGCCACCAAGAUCGUUCCAGUGGAGGCCGGGCCCCCGGAGACGGGCACUGCAAACCCCGAGGCCACCCCGGCCGACCUGGCGCCUCGGAGAGGGUACCAGGAGUACGCCAUCCAGCAGACGCCGUACGAGCAGCCCAUGAAGUCCAGCAGGCUAGGGCCCACCCAGCUCAAGAUCUUCACCUGCGAGUACUGCAACAAGGUGUUCAAGUUCAAGCACUCGCUGCAGGCGCACCUGAGGAUCCACACCAACGAGAAGCCGUACAAGUGCCCCCAGUGCAGCUACGCCAGCGCCAUCAAGGCCAACCUGAACGUGCACCUGCGCAAGCACACGGGCGAGAAGUUCGCCUGCGACUACUGCGCCUUCACCUGCCUGAGCAAAGGGCACCUGAAGGUGCACGUGGAGCGCGUGCACAAGAAGGUCAAGCAGCACUGCCGCUUCUGCAAGAAGAAGUACUCCGACGUCAAGAACCUCAUCAAGCACGUCCGGCACGCGCACGACCCGCAGGACCGGAAGGUGCAGGAGGCCCUGGACGAGCUCUGCCUGCUCACCAGGGAGGGCAAGCGGCAGCUGCUGUACGACUGCCACAUCUGCGAGCGCAAGUUCAAGAACGAGCUGGACCGCGACCGCCACAUGCUGGUGCACGGGGACAAGUGGCCCUUCGCCUGCGAGCUCUGCGGCCACGGGGCCACCAAGUACCAGGCGCUGGAGCUGCACGUGCGGAAGCACCCGUUUGUGUACGUGUGCGCGCUGUGCCUCAAGAAGUUCGUCAGCUCCAUCCGGCUGCGCUCGCACAUCAGGGAGGCGCACGGGGCGGUGCAGGAGGGCGGGCUCUUCACCAGCUCCAUCAACCAGAGCUUCUGCCUCCUGGAGCCGGGCGGGGACGUGCAGCAGGAAGCGCUGGGGGGCCAGCCGCAGCUGGCGGAGGAGCAGUUUGUGUUCCCGGGCGUGAGUGCGCCCAAGGGGGCGGCCUGCCCCGCAGACGCUGGGCCCGGCGAGGGGGCUGACGAGGGGGCCGGGAAGGAGCCGGAGGCCGCCGCGCAGGAGCCCGCCCCGCCCGCGCACUUGGCCGCCCCCCAGGCCCGGGGGGCCGCCCUGCCACCCUGCGGGCUGGAAGCCGCCGCGGACGCCUCGGACCUUCCUUCUCAGGCGGUGGUCUCCGAGGAGUUUUUACUGAAAAGUGAUCCCUCCCCUGCUGAGGCUCGCACCGUCCCCGUCCCCGAGGAGACCUUGGACGCCCGGCGCGGAGCCUCCUCCCAGACUCAGGGUGAAGAAGUCCCAUCACUGCCAUCCAAGGCCGGAAGUGCGGGAGCGAACCUGGACGCGCGGGGGGCCGAGAGCCCCCCAGAGGCAGGGCAGAAAAUGGCUGCCGUCCCGUCCGAGGGACCAGAUCCUAGUAGGUGUCUCAGGUCAAACCCAGGCGAGGCCUCGGACCUUCCUCUGGUAGCAGGUGGAGGGGACGUGGCCCCGCCGCAGCCUGACUCUUGCAGUCCGGCCUCCGAGCACCGGGCCGGCAUCAGUGCGUUCAUGAAGAUCCUGGAUGGCUUACAGAAGAGAAGGAUGAACACCGGCUUGUGCGAGAGGAUCCGGAAGGUGUACGGGGACCUGGAGUGUGAAUACUGCGGCAAACUUUUUUGGUACCAAGUGCACUUUGACAUGCACGUGCGCACCCACACCCGGGAGCACCUGUAUCACUGCUCCCAGUGCCAUUAUUCCUCCAUCACCAAAAACUGCCUUAAACGCCACGUUAUUCAGAAACACAGUAACGUCCUGCUGAAGUGUCCCACCGAUGGCUGCAACUACUCAACUCCAGAUAAAUACAAGCUGCAGGCACAUCUUAAAGUUCACACGGAACUGAGAGCAUUGGAGGACAUAAUACGCAUUGGGUCGCGGAGCAGCGCCGGUCUGCAUGGUAGACCUCGAGGCCCAGCCCUGCCCUCUGCUGGCCCGGCCACCUUCACUGGACCCUCAUCUGACAAAAGGAGUUAUUCUUGUCCUGUGUGUGAAAAGUCUUUUUCAGAAGAUCGAUUGAUCAAGUCGCACAUCAAGACCAACCAUCCGGAGGUCUCCAUGAGCACUAUUUCCGAGGUUCUCGGGAGGAGGGUUCAGCUGAAAGGGCUGAUUGGAAAGAGAGCCAUGAAGUGCCCGUAUUGUGAUUUCUAUUUCAUGAAGAACGGCUCAGACCUUCAGCGUCAUAUUUGGGCUCAUGAAGGUGUGAAACCCUUCAAAUGUUCUUUGUGCGAGUAUGCAACUCGCAGCAAGAGUAACCUCAAGGCUCACAUGAACCGUCACAGCACUGAGAAAACCCACCUGUGUGACAUGUGUGGCAAGAAAUUCAAAUCAAAAGGGACGUUGAAGAGUCACAAGCUCCUUCACACUGCUGACGGGAAGCAGUUCAAGUGCACGGUGUGUGACUACACGGCAGCCCAGAAGCCCCAGCUGCUGCGGCACAUGGAGCAGCACGCCUCCUUCAAGCCCUUCCGCUGUGCCCACUGCCAUUACUCCUGUAACAUAUCCGGCUCCCUGAAACGGCACUACAACAGGAAGCACCCCAACGAGGAAUACGCCAACGUGGGCACCGGGGAGCUGGCGGCCGACGCACUCGUCCAGCAAGGUGGUUUGAAGUGCCCUGUGUGCAGCUUUGUGUAUGGCACCAAGUGGGAGUUCAACAGACACUUGAAGAACAAGCAUGGCCUGAAGUUGGUGGGAAACGAAGGAGACCCCAAGUGGGAGCCAGCAACAGAAGCCCCCGAGGAGCCCUCCACCCAGUACGUGCACAUCACAGAAGCCGAAGAGGACGUUCAGGGCACGCAGGCAGCCGUGGCGGCGCUCCAGGAUCUGAGAUACACUUCCGAGAGCGGGGACCGACUUGACCCCACGGCUGUGAACAUCCUCCAGCAGAUCAUCGAGCUGGGCACCGAGGCCCAUGAUGCCACCGCUGUGGCCUCAGUGGUUGCCAUGGCUCCAGGGACAGUGACUGUCGUGAAACAGGUCACGGACGAGGAGCCCAGCUCCAACCACACGGUCAUGAUCCAGGAGACCCUCCAGCAGGCCUCCGUGGAGCUGGCUGAGGAGCACCACCUCGUGGUGUCCUCUGACGACGUGGAGGGCAUCGAGACGGUGACCGUCUACACUCAGGGCGGGGAGGCUUCGGAGUUCAUCGUCUACGUGCAGGAGGCCGUGCAGCCCGUGGAGGAGCAGGCGGUGGGGCCGCAGGCCCAGGAGCUCUAGGGGACACGCGGCGGCGGCUGGACGCCACGGGGCGGGCCCGCCAGGCUCUCCGCGGGACGGCACCCUUGGUGGCUCUCUCCUCCUCGGUCCCCGCCCAGGCGGCCAGAUGGGGCUCCCCUCGUCCCCCUUUGGGGGGGCAAGGCGACCGGCAUCACCAGCAAUACAGGACCCCCCGUUCCCAGCCCAAACACACACACCCCUUCCUCUGCGUCCUCUGCUUCCGGAAAGACUAGGCAUCGACUUCCCACACAGCCCAGGCCGCGUCGCCCCUUUGCUUCGGGAUUCAUGCAGGGACCCGGUGCCCGUCAGCGUCUGCCCUGAAUCACACCCCCAACUCCCUGACCCCGUGCAGGUGCCCAGCCUUCCUCUGGGACCGCUCUGUGGCCUGAAUGAUGGGAGGGAGCCAGCCGGCACGGAGAAAGUGACCUUUUGGUUUGGAAUCCCCUCCCGGGGAAAAGAGGGGAGGGGAUCCUGGCUUUAUCCACAAGGUCCUACUCCCCCACGUCCCCAAGUGUCGAGGGCACUUGUUACCGCUUGCGGAAACCACAGUUGAGGACCUCUUGUUCCCGCAACAGGCGGGAUCUUAGCUUACGUCUUAGAAUCCUGCUUUUUAAAAAAAAAUGCACUUUUUACUAUUCACCUCCCGUUCUAUGAGAUGUGGUGGGUAGAAUAAAAACAUUCUCGGCCUGAGCA